This is a messenger RNA of Ricinus communis (castor bean), 835 nucleotides long. RefSeq lists its product as uncharacterized. Lineage: Eukaryota; Viridiplantae; Streptophyta; Magnoliopsida; Malpighiales; Euphorbiaceae. Gene Ontology annotation, biological process: regulation of cyclin-dependent protein serine/threonine kinase activity; DNA repair; regulation of transcription by RNA polymerase II. The transcript is spliced from 5 exons. The record is from RefSeq and is a predicted model, not a curated record. Gene Ontology annotation, cellular component: transcription factor TFIIH holo complex. Bases 104 to 661 code for a protein of 185 amino acids.
UAAUCAAGAAGAACCCUCUAAUUAUCCUUCUUCUUCCUCAUCGUACCAACGGCCCAGAUUACUUCUGUGCAUUGCCCGUCCGUUUGGGAGAGUAGCCGACAAAAUGGUGGUCGUGUCAAAUUCUAGCUCUCAUAAGGAGAUCUCUAUUAGGCGAAGAAUUUCUAACAUAUUCAAUAAAAGAGAAGAUGAUUUUCCAUCUUUGAAGGAAUAUAAUGAUUACUUGGAAGAAGUGGAGGAUAUGAUAUUCAAUUUAGUUGCUGGAGUGGAUGUAGCUGCUAUUGAAGAAAAAAUUGCAGAGUAUCAGAAAGAAAAUGCUGAACAGAUAAUGAUCAAUCAAGCGCGGAAGGCUGAAGAACUAGCUGCAGCUGUGGCGGCAAGUAAAGGACAUUUGGCACCGACUGAUACUGAUAUGAACCCUCAAGCUGGCAUUGCGAUUGAACCAGGGCAAUAUGCACCGUCAGUUGCUGGAGGGCAACCGCGACCAACAGGCAUGGCUCCACAACCAGUGCCUCUUGGAGGACUAGAUAUGCAGGGUUAUCCUUUUGAUGAUGAGGAGAUGAUGAGGCUCCGAGCAGAGAGAGGGAGCAGGGCUGGCGGGUGGAGCGCAGAACUAAGCAGGAAGAGAUCACUUGAGGAAGCCUUUUCAAGCAUUUGGAUCUAGUUUUGUAUCAAAUAUCAAGCUCUAGUUGUAUCUAAUAUCGGUUAGUUUGCAUCCAUGUCCUCUAGAGAAGAGAUGUGUUUCAUAUGUUCUGAUACUCUGGAGGUGAAUGUAAAAUAUGUCUAUAAUUAGCCGAACUCAGAGUUCCAAAUUAUGCAGAUCUUCAGGCAUUGAAUC